AUGGACCCACGAACGCUCAAGCGGUCAUUAGCAGACCUCGUCGCCCGGUCUCAACCAUAUAUCCAAAAAGUUAACAGUCAUGUCCAAGCAUCACGGCAUCAUUGCUCAUCCUUCUCCAAAUCCGCCCAGCAUCAAGUCGAAAAGCUUCUCGAGGAAUUUCGUGGCAAGGAAAUCCUUCCUGCCGUCCUUCUACUUAUUUUCCUCGUACUCGGCCUAUCUUCGUACCUUCGUAGCCGACGCAAGCGCAAUAACACACGUCCAUCAACACCUACCAUUGAAAAAGCGUCCUCACCUUUCGCCAAACCCACCCGCAAGCCGGGAACAUGGGAACCCUCCUCCUUCACCCGCCCAACUCCUCCCCCCUACCCAAACUGGUCCAUAACAGAAACGAAGCCCCUACCCUAUCGGCCAUUCAGAUACGGCCCCAAGUACUUUGUGACCAUGGGGCUUCGCAACGUCAAUUACGACGAUUGGAUCGAGCUCGACAACCACUACCCGCGCUUCCACGACGACAAGGCACGGCGCAUCAUCGAACGCGGUCCCAAAUGCUGCAGGACCUCUCCAGAAGCCCUCCCCGCGGCUCUCGAACUUCUCGACGAGCUGGCUUCGUACCUGCCCGCGCGCUACCCGACCCUGUAUAAACGCACGGAGACGGGGAUCUUGAACCUCUGGUCGAACGAACACAUCGACACCACGUCCCGGCCGCUGCCAGAAGACCCGAUGCAGUCCUGCGCCCGACUCACCCAGGACGACCUGGCCAUCAUGAUCGAGCGCCCCGACGGCCAAUACUACCUCCUCGCCGGCGCCAUCCUGCUCGCCGGGUUCUGGAGGCUCGAGGACAAGAUAGGCAUGCCCCUGUCCGAGAUCCACACGUCGGGCGACGUGCCCCAGUUCCGCGAGAAGCUCGAAAAGGGCAUGAUGAACUUCUUCCGCCGGCUGAAGCCGGAGGAGCUCGUCGCGCGCAACAACUACUUCCUCCAGGUCGACGACGAGCUCGCGUGGAGCCACUCGAUCGGCUCCGAGGACAGCGACGGCAUCAGCUGGAACACGGCCGAGAAGAACCGGGCCAUCGAGCACCACUUCUUCCGGUCCGAGCGGCAGACGCUGCGCCGCCUGCCCAAGUCCGGCGGCGUCGUCUUCACCAUCCGCACCUACUUCCACCCCGUCACCGAGAUCGCCGGCGAGGACUACGUGCCCGGCCGGCUCGCCAGCGCCGUCCGGAGCUGGGGCUCCGACGUGUCGCGGUACAAGGGCAAGGAAAAGUACGCCGACGUCCUGCUGGAGUACCUGGACGGGAAGCACAAGGAGCAACUCGACAGGGGGUUGAAGUUGGAGGAGGAAGACGACAAGAGAAGUUACCCUUGGUGAUCACAUGUGCAUGCAAUGCUUCGCUUUGACUUGGAUCACCAUUGGUUAGGGGCUAGCUUUCCAUAAGUGUCCCCCCACAAGAUUGUAUUUACCAUUACCAUCAGCGUCGUUGAUUUCAUCAAACGCACUUUACUCAACUACUACGAGUACGGCACAGCUUUAUACAUAG
Molecule: messenger RNA, 1537 nt
Organism: Exophiala oligosperma
Lineage: Eukaryota; Fungi; Ascomycota; Eurotiomycetes; Chaetothyriales; Herpotrichiellaceae
Exons: 1
Coding region: 1-1368 (455 amino acids)
Source: RefSeq, a predicted model, not a curated record